GGGAAGCGAGUUUCCGGUGUGUGCAGCAGCCUCUCCCUUCCCCCAGGGGAAGCGGGUUUCCAGUGUGUGCAGCAGCUUGUGUGUUCCCCCGGCGGGUUUCCGGUGUGUGCAGCAGCCUCUCCCUUCCCCCUUGGGCGGCGGGUUUCCGGUGUGUGCAGCAGCCUCUCCCUUCCCCCUUUGGCGGCGGGUUUCCGGUGUGUGCAGCAGCCUCUCCCUUCCCCCAGGGGAAGCGGGUUUCCGGUGUGUGCAGCAGCCUCUCCCUUCCCCCAGGGGAAGCGGGUUUCCGGUGUGUGCAGCAGCUUGUGUGUUCCCCCGGCGGGUUUCCGGUGUGUGCAGCCCCCUCUCCCUUCCCCCCGGCUGGUCCUCUGGCCUGUCACUCUCUCUCACUCUGUGUCUCUCUCGGUUCCAGGCGAUGUUUUCAUCCUGGUUUUCAGCCUCGAUAACCGCGGCUCCUUUGACGAGGUGGAGAGGCUGCGGAGGCAGAUUAUUGAGUGUAAGACCUGCCUCCGGGACAAGGCGGCGGCGGCGGCGGGGCCGGGUCCGGGCCCGGGCCCGGGGGUCGGGCCGCCCAUGGCCGUGUGCGGUAACAAGGUGGACCGGGCCGAGCUGCACCGGGAGGUCUGGGCCGAGGAGGCCGAGCGCCUGGUCGCCGGGGACGCGAACAGCGUCUACUUCGAGCUCUCGGCCAAGAAGAACUCGAACGUGGAGGAGAUGUUCCGGGCGCUGUUCGCCUUGGCCAAGCUGCCCGAUGAGAUGAGCCCGGCCCUGCACCGCCGCCUCUCCGUGCAAUACCCCGAGGCUCUCCACCGAAAGUCGUUCCGCCUGCGGCGCGGGGCCAAGGAGCUCGGCGCCUUCGGGAUGGUGUCGCCCCUGGCCCGCAGGCCCAGCCUCAACAGCGACCUGCGGUACCUCAAGGAGAAGGUGCUGGGCCGAGGGCAGGGUCGCCAGCGAGAGAAAUGCCUCAUCCAGUGAGUCCCGGCUCCGGC
Messenger RNA from Chiloscyllium plagiosum (whitespotted bambooshark), 986 nucleotides. The record is from RefSeq and is a predicted model, not a curated record. Lineage: Eukaryota; Metazoa; Chordata; Chondrichthyes; Orectolobiformes; Hemiscylliidae.